ACUAGUGCACUAAAAAUAGCAGUGUAUCCUGGGCGGUGCCAUGGGCUAGCUUGCAAUUACUUAAUUAGGAGGUCCUAGAGGGGAUUUUACUCAGGUGGCUCACCUGUACCAAUGCAGCUAUACUGCUAGCAUGUGUAUGUCCACCCAAGCUGCGAAUUAUACCUCCAGCUGCAAUGUAGAUUGUGCCCUAAAAAGAGUUUCUGGGAAUUCCAGUACUGCACUACAAGAGCAACUGUUGAAGAAAUUGGGAGAACUUCUGCUUGCACAGGCAUCACACAACGUACUGAGGAAGAAAAUGUCCAAUCAAACCGCUGUUUCUGAGUUCCUUCUCCUGGGAUUCUCUGAUGUUCGGGAGCUGCAGAUUUUACACUUUGUGGUUUUCCUGGUGAUUUACCUGGUGGCCCUGAUAGGGAAUCUUCUCAUCAUCGCAGCCAUAGCCCUUGACCACCAUCUUCACACCCCCAUGUACUUCUUCCUGGUGAACCUGUCCAUCCUAGACCUCAGCUCCAUCUCUGUCACCAUCCCCAAAUCUAUGGCCAAUUCCCUCAUGAACACCAGGUACAUUUCUUAUUCUGGAUGCGUCACACAAGUCUUUCUCCUUAUUGUCUUUAUUUCAGCGGAUUAUGCAUUAUUGACUGUCAUGGCAUACGACCAACACAUCGCCAUCUGCCAACCACUGCACUAUGAGAGAGUGAUGAACAGGAGAGCUUGUAUCCAAAUGGCAGCCAGUGCCUGGAUCAGUGGCAUUCUUUACUCUGCCCUGCACACUGGGAGCACAUUUGUGAUAUCUUUCUGUGGCGGCAAUGUGGUGGAUCAGUUCUUCUGUGAAAUCCCCCAGCUCCUCAAGCUCGCCUGCUCUGACUCAGACCUCAGUGAAACUGGGGCUAUUGUCUUCAGUGCAUGCUUAGCCUUAAGCUGCUUUGUUUUCAUAAUUGUGUCAUAUAUUCAGAUCUUCAAAGCAGUGCUAAGAAUCCCCUCUGAGCGGGGCCAGCGUAAAACCUUCGCCACCUGCCUUCCUCACCUUACUGUGGUCUCCUUGUCUAUUUUCACUGGGACUGUUGCGUACCUGAAACCAACCUCCAGCUCAGCGUCAUGGCUGGAUCUCAUAGUGGGUGUUUUCUAUUCUGUGGUGCCUCCAAUGAUGAAUCCCAUCAUCUACAGCAUGAGAAACAGGGAGGUGAAAGGUUCAUUGAGUAAACUGAUAGGUUGGAGGUUAUUCAGCAAGAAUAAAAUGUCCAUAUUUCUCCAUUGAUAGCAAUUUCAUUCUGACUUUCCUUAUAAAUAUAAUCAGCUGAUGACAUUAUCGCCUCCAUGUGAAUAUACUAUGCAACAUCUUUAUGCAGAAUUGGGUAUUUGCACAUGUAAUAAACCUGACAAACAUAACUCAAGAAAAAUAAGACUGACUUCAGGUUUAAACCAAUGUAAAUGAGAUCCAGAAUCUAUCUAUCUGUCUAUCUAUCUGUCUAUCUAUCUAAGAACCGGCACAUAAAAUGAGUAGCAAUAACAAAGUCUCUAGUGGAGUCUCGGGCUCUUCUUGUUUUUCAGGAUAAAUACUCUGAUCACGGUAUCGACACUUUUGUUCUUUUGUUUUUUUGUUUCUUUGUUUCUCUUUUUUUUAAUUGAUAUUUUUGGAGUUGUUUGAUGGUUUGAUUUGUUUCUUUGUUCCAGGCGUGUUUGGAGGUGGGAAGGCCUGGAGAGAUGGGGAGGGUUUGGUUAGUGUGACAUUACUUAGGGCACCAUCUGGACUGCUAAACAGCUGUAUCUCCUCUGUUCUCCAACCUGGGGUGCCUCUUACACUGCUCUACUGUGAAAACAGCGACUCCUGGUCAGUAAAUACACAGUCUCCAGCAUGUCAUUUGCUCCCAGGUACAUAGUGUUGAGUGCUACUAGCUAGCCACUCAUGAAUUACACUGCAGCAGAACUCCUCCAGACUCUCAGUCCCAGGCCUUCCCCCAGAAAUGGGUGUCUUAUACUACCCAACACACUAGUGGAUGAUACAAGUUCAUCUAAAGUUCCUCAUGUCAUCAAAGGGAAAUUAUAGGCAUCAGCCUUGUUGUUCCAAAUGAUUUUUCCCAUACCCUUUAACCCAAACAUAUCAGUUGGAUAAAACCAGAGAAUAAGUUAAUUAACUACAGUAAGAAAGGAAAGGUUUUCAGUGGCUACAUGUAAUGAAACAUAAAAGUCAGAAUUGGUUACAA
Molecule: messenger RNA, 2198 nt
Organism: Mauremys reevesii (Reeves's turtle)
Lineage: Eukaryota; Metazoa; Chordata; Testudines; Geoemydidae
Product: olfactory receptor 14A16-like
Exons: 2
Coding region: 131-1252 (373 amino acids)
Biological process (GO): G protein-coupled receptor signaling pathway
Cellular component (GO): membrane
Molecular function (GO): G protein-coupled receptor activity; olfactory receptor activity
Source: RefSeq, a predicted model, not a curated record